Messenger RNA from Osmerus eperlanus (European smelt), 1937 nucleotides. Its product is annotated as major facilitator superfamily domain-containing protein 3-like. Gene Ontology annotation, cellular component: membrane. The transcript is spliced from 4 exons. The record is from RefSeq and is a predicted model, not a curated record. Lineage: Eukaryota; Metazoa; Chordata; Actinopteri; Osmeriformes; Osmeridae. The coding region runs from base 39 to 581 and encodes 180 amino acids.
CCUCCCCCUCCCCGCCAGGUGAGCAAGGAGCGGUCACCAUGUUUCCUCUGUUCCUAUUGGACCACCACAUGACGGCACGCGAGCUGGGGUUCUGGAACGGCGUGGUUGCCAUGGGAUUCUCCAUCCUGGGCUCCUCUCUAGGCGGCCUGCUGCUCGCACAAUACAGUACCGGCUCCCUGAUGCGGCGUGUGUUUGUGUUGCGGACGGUCAGCAUGGUGUUCCAGAUCUCCCUGCUGACCAUCCUGGAACCCUCCCCCCUCAUGAAAGCGAUGGCGGUGUUGAGUCUGAGCGUGCAGCACUUCCUGGGCGGCCUGAUCACCACGCUCACCUUCACCACCAUGAUGCACUGCACCCAGAGAGCCGAGGAGAGCGUCCAGGCCACCCACUACAGUUUCCUGGCCACCCUGGAGGUCCUGGGGAAGCUGAUGUUCAGUGCCCUGGCCGGGGGCGUGGUGGACUGGGUGGGCUACCACUCGGCCUUCCUCUUCUUCCUGGUCCUGUCGGCCGGCACCGCCCUGCAUGUCUGGAGAGCCACGGAAACAGGCGCCCUCCGCGAACACCUGAAAGAGCAGCCGCAAUGAACACAACCUCCCCUCUACCGAACCCUACCCCUCGCCCCGCUGCCAGUCACUAACCCCCUCCGGGUUUAAUGGUACGGUCCUUGAUUUGGUGGUUGGCAGGAUAGGUUCUACCACUUAAGAUGCAAAAAAGGGUGGGCAUUAGGCAAAUGGAAAUCCAUCAGAGCCACUUGUUUGUAUGCCAAGCCAGCAAUAAUACUUCGCCAGCAGCUACGAUAUAGUUAGCCAGGAACCUGCUAGCAAGAAACAUUUUCAUGUACCAUUCUGAACAGUACUGUAUGUCAUAUCAGUUUGUCAUUAUGUGAUGUUAAGCGAUGAAGUUUACGAAUGUCGCCUACCUCGUAUCUCUGUAAGACUCGUAGAGGCGAGUAAACAUUAAAGUAUCUGCUAACUUGGUUAGCUGCUAGCCUAGCGUAGCUACUUAGCAAGCGUAAAACAUUAGAUUAGGGGGUCUCCUACCCUGUUCCGCAAGAGCUACCUUCCUGUAUGUCUUUGCUCCAUUCCCAGUUGUAACAAACCUGAUUUGGCACGUCAACUAGCUAAUUAUUAGAACCAGGUGCGCUAGAUUAGCGUUGGGAGCGAGAACCCACAGGAAGGUUGCACUCCAGGAGCAGGGUUGGAAAUCACUAAACUGGAUAGCCUAGGUUAGCAUUAGCUAGCUGCAGUCACAAUGAGAAGAACUAGCCUUACACUCAGCUUGGUGCCAACUGCCCCAGGUGACUUAAUUGCACAUUUUCAGGUCUUUUUUUAAAUGAUUCUUUUCUGGUUAAACAAAAGAAGAAAAGAAGUGCAUAUAAUACAAUUGUUUUUGGACUACUGACUUGGGAUUGGGUGGCCUUGCUGAUGUUUAGGGUGUCUGUGUUGUCGACAAAUGUGUAAAAUAACUAUGUUGAGUAGUACUGUGUGUAAUCACUUGAAGUGGGCUUAUGUGAACACAAUGUGUCCGUCGAACUUCAUGUUGACAAUCCAUCGUAGAGCACAUGUAGACGUUCUAAGAAUCUACAGAAAGUCAACUGCAGCUCUAAUGAAUUUCAACAAUCGGUCAGGGUUAGUUGAUAGUAAUAAUCAAGGUAGUUCAAUAUACAGUGUGCACAAUGUAGCUCAUAAGUAAUAACUUGCACACUUGAAUUUCUUUCUGGAUCAAUAAAGGAAAUUCAUUUGAAAGGAAUUGAGCGUUUGUAGAUAGUUUAUCGAGCAUUUAAAGAUCAUUGACAGAUUGACUCGAAACAAGGUGUUACCCUGUCUGAUGCUGCUGCCUCUUGCGCUGCCACACCCUAUAAUGUAAAGGAGCCCUUGCCAAACACAGUGUCUCAACUCACAGAGAGCACAGAAACCACCUGAAUAAACUGCUCAACUCUG